AUGUCUACCACUGCCCAAGCACCACUAAUAGUGCAAGGAAUCGCCCCAUUUGAAGUAGAAGUUGUUGCACCCAUACAACCGUUCAUUGUCUAUAGGGCAUCCUCCCCAAUACAAUGUGAUACACAUAUUGUACCUUUGGAUUACAACAAAAGAGAAAUGAAUGUGGAAGAGACAGAUGUUGCAACAGGGGUCACCAGAUCUGGAAGAAUUUACACUUCUGAAAAUUUAGUUCAGGGAAGCUCUAGAAAAUCCAAAGCAACAGUCGUAGAGCUUGAAGAUCAAGGUAUUUGGAAAAAGGUUCAAGCUAAAGAAUACUCUGUCCUUGAGCAGCUGAGUAAAACCUCAUCCCAAAUAUCAAUUCUGAAGUUACUGCAGUCUUCCGAAACUCAUCGAAAUGCCCUUCUGAAGAUCUUUGGUGAAGCUUAUGUCCCAUCUAACAUCACUCAUGGAGAGGUAUCCCAAAUGGUGGGGCAGGUCUUUGAGGCUUACAAAAUAUCUUUUCACAAAGAUGAGCUGCCACUCGAAGGAACAACUCACAAUAAAGCUCUGUACAUUUUAGUUCAGUAUUUGGAUAAGGUGAUAAACAAAGCAUUAGUUAAUGCAGGUUUAGGUUUAAACAUUUGCCCUCUGAGCACACUGACGAGGUUGGGCAUGGAUAGUGCAAAAAUUCAGACAUGGAAGAUGAAUGUGAGGGCAUUUGAUGGCUCUCAGAGAGGCACUAUUGGGGAGAUAACCUUGGACAUGCUCAUUGGUCCUGUCACUUUCCACAUAGCUUUCCAAAUUUUGGACAUCCCUUCAUCGUACAACUUAUUAUUGGGUCGUCCAUGGAUUCAUAUGGCUGGAGCGGUUCCAUCUACUCUCCACCAAUGCCUAAACUUUGAAUUGGAUUAUGAAGAGGUUGUAGUCCAUGGAGAAAAGGGGCAUCCUGUAUACACGAUUGAAGGAAGAGAGAAUAUGGAUGGUGAAAUGUACCAUACGGUGGAGCUUGUUGGUUUCGAGCUUGGGAAAGGUUUGGGGGCUGAAUUGCAAGGGAUAGUCAAACCUAUACAACCUGUUCGACAUUCCACCACUUUUGGUUUGGGAUAUAAGUACGCUUCCGAAGAAUGGGUCGAUUGGCAACCACCUAGAGAUGGGUACUACUAUCCAUUGAAGAAACCCAUACCGCCAUUGCAUCAAUCAUUUCGAUCAGCAGGUUUCAUGGGAGGCAGUAUUGAUGAGAUAUCAGACGACUUGAAGGGGUUAUCGCUAACCAAAGAAAAGGGGAAAGUUUGCAACGUCGUGAUCAACGAGGAGGAGAAAGGGGGACCUAGUGGAAGCAAGGAAGCAAAGAUCAGCGUCAGCAACUGGACCUCGACUCCAUCCAGACCUCGUCGAGCAUCUAGCAAAAUUCACUAUAAAAAUGUCGAAUUUGAGACUAUGGCAUACAAUGAGACUGCUCAACUUAAUAUUAAUGACUUAGAAGAAGUCGAAGACAAUGAGGUUCCCGAGGAGUUAAUCAAAAGGGUUGAGGAAUUCGAGGAAAAACCCAAUCCAAACUUGGUAGAGACAGAAGUGGUGAAUUUGGGAAAUGCAGAGGUGACACAUGAAACCCGAGUAAGCAUCCAUAUGACAAAAGAAGACAACAGAGAUUAUACCGAGUUUCUCAUAGAGAAUAAGGAUAUUUUCGCGUGGUCCUACGCAGACAUGACAGGUCUACGUACUUCAAUCGUAGACCCUCGACUGCCCACUGAUCCAGCAUGUCCUCCGGUAAAACAGAAGUUGAGAAAAUACAAGCCCGAGAUGAGUCUGAAAAUCAAAGAAGAAGUAUCAAAGCAAUUAGAUGUUGGGAUACUCCAAGUGACAGAAUACCCAACUUGGCUUGCAAAUGUCGUUCCAGUGCCUAAGAAAGACGGCAAGGUCAGAGUUUGCGUGGAUUACCGAGAUCUCAAUAAAGAUAGCCCUAACGACAACUUUCCCUUACCAAACAUACACAUACUGAUUGACAAUUGUGCUAAGCACGAAACUCAGUCAUUCGUGGACUGCUUUGCCAGCUAUCAUCAAAUUGAGAUGCACAAAGAUGACGCUGAGAAAACUUCCUUCAUCACGCCGUGGGGCGUCUAUAACUACAAGGUGAUGCUUUUUGGAUUAAAGAAUGCUGGGGCUAUGUACAUGAGAGCAAUGACUACUUUGUUUCAUGACAUGAUCUAUAAGGAAAUUGAAGUUUAUGUGGAUGAUGUCAUCAUCAAAUCAAAGGAAAGUUCAAAUCAUCUGGAGGACUUAUGGAAAUUCAUUGCCAGGCUACGCAUGUACAAUCUGAAAAUGAAUCCGGCAAAAUGUGUCUUUGGUGUGCCUGCUGGUAACCUAUUAGGUUUCAUUGUCUGUCGUCGAGGUAUAGAAUUGGACCCAUCGAAGAUCAAAGCCAUUCGUGACCUUCCCCCGCCAAAGAGCAAGAAGAAGGGUGCUGCGGUGAAAUGGACAAGCAAAUGUCAACAUGCAUUUGACAAGAUCAAAGACUAUUUAUCCAAUCCUCCUGUGUUGGUUCCACCAGAGUCAGGUAGACCAUUACUUUUGUAUAUUUCAGUAUUGGAUAAUGCUUUCAGUUGCAUCUUAGGACAACACGAUGAAACAGGGAGGAAGGAGCAAGCAAUAUAUUAUAUGAGCAAGAAGUUCACAUCGUGCGAAGCCCGAUACUCUCUAUUAGAGCGUACCUGUUGUGCUCUAACAUGGGUUGCCCAAAAGUUACGACAUUACCUCUUAUUGCAUACUACUUAUAUGAUUUCAAGGAUGGAUCCUUUGAAGUAUAUCUUUCAAAAGCCCAUGCCCACAGGUAAACUGGCAAAAUGGAAGAUAUUGUUGAUCGAAUUUGACAUAGUGUAUGUCACACAAAAAGCAGUGAAAGCACAGGCAUUAGCAGACCACAUGGCAGAGAAUCCCGUGGACGAUGAUUACAGGCCGUUGAAGACCUACUUCCCAGAUGAAGAGGUGGCCUUUGUGGGAGAGGACAUUUCUGAAGAAUAUGAUGGAUGGAGAAUGUUCUUUGAUGGAGCUAAAAAUCUGAACGGAUCCGGCGUAGGGGCUGUUUUGAUCUCACCCACUGGGCAACAUUAUCAAGUAUCAGCAAAACUCAGAUUCCUUUGCUCAAAUAAUAUGGCCGAAUACGAAGCCUGCAUACUAGGUGUUCGACGGGCGAUUGACUUGGAUGUCCAAGAAAUGCUAAUAAUAGGGGAUUCAGACCUAUUGAUCCAUUAG
Molecule: messenger RNA, 3228 nt
Organism: Solanum lycopersicum (tomato)
Lineage: Eukaryota; Viridiplantae; Streptophyta; Magnoliopsida; Solanales; Solanaceae
Molecular function (GO): nucleic acid binding; RNA-DNA hybrid ribonuclease activity
Source: RefSeq, a predicted model, not a curated record